GAUAUGACGAAAUCAUAAACGAAAAAUUUCGCUGUGCUUUUCGUUUUUCAGUACGCUGCUGAACAACGAAAUGUGUCAUUUUAGUGGAUAGCUGUACUAGAUUUUUUAGUACAAUUCUCCACUCUUUUCGUUCUCAAUUUAAUUGCCCGGUAUAUUAAUUGCUUGCGAAAUUUUGACGUUUAAUUUAUUUAUUGGAAAAAAUUGUUUACAAAUCAAAAUUGAAAAUUGUUUACUCGUGACUUUCGGUGUUUUUCAUUUUAAUAUAGAUAGUUUUGAUUUAAAAUUUAAAAAAAAAAAUGGAUUUUUCUGAGUUUUUGCAGCAAUACAUUUCUGAGCCGGAAACUCAGGAUGUUGAAGAAUGUAUUGUUGAUGUGAAAGAAGUGAAGACAAGCAGUGAACUUCAACUUUCAAAAAAUAAACAAAAGAAAAAAAAAUUGAAUUUUCUUCGGAGGAAAAAAAGAAACUGGCUUCGUUGGUCGAAACUAGUGAAGCCAUUUGGAAGUUGGAGCAUAGGCUUCACAAAAAUAAUUCCGCCGUUGCGAGCCUCUGGAACAGUAUAGCUGCAGAAAUGAAUAAACCAGUUGAAGAUUGCAAGGCAAUGUGGCGUUCCUUACGUGAUAGCAUGCGCUACCACGUCACAAGCAGGAACAAGAGGAAGUCGGGUAGUGAGGCCGAUCUUGGCGUUCCAGAAGGCGAGACAUUACAGGAAGAAUCGCAGGAGAUAGACUGGGAAUUCGAAAAAAGUAUGUCCUUCUUGACGCCUCUGUCGUCGCAAAAAAGAAGACGAACAUUUACAAAUAGUGCUGGAACUGAUGAUUCUCAAGGGGAUGUUUUCGCAACAACAUCAGCACAGAGCUCAAACUAUGCCUAUAUAAAUGAAAACCGGAAACAAAAAGAUCCAAUGCUGGAGAGUGCAAAAAUGUUAAGCAAUAAUAUUUCUGAGCUUAUCGAAUGCCAGAAAAAUAAAUUGAAGCAGGCAACAUUCCCACCUCAACUGCAAAAUUUCACAAUGCUGGCAAAUAUUGACCGGAUGUUGCAAAAAUUGCCUGAGGAUAUUGUAGAAGAUAUCAAUAUAAGAUUCAUAUGCAUCAUCAAUGAGGAAAUUAAGAAGUAUAAAAGGGGCAAUAGUGGCCAGUAAAAUAGAAUAUAUGUAAUGUUUAAAAAUAUUUAUAUGGCAAGUUUGCAAUUAAGUUUUGUAUCUGUUAUAAAAAAAGGAUCUAAAUGUAAUUUAAUAACUUAGAAUAAUAAAUAUGUACAUAUGUAUAAUUGAAUUGGUAAAUGUUUGAUGUAUUGAAAAUUGGUUCGUUCUGGUUUAACGGAUUUAUACUACUUUUUGUAGGGAUUUGUACGAAUUCCUAAUUUGUUAAAAAAUGUAUGAAUAUUUGUUUAAUUUUCCACAAAGAAGAAUCGGCAAAAAUCUAAGGAGUUAUAUACAUACAUACAUAUAUGCUACAAGUUACUAUAACUUGAAUUAAGCUGCCAUUGAAAGUAUAAUUGACAUAUAGCUCAUCGUUAUUGAUCUUUGUUUUGUCUGUUUUUUCUUACAAAACUUAUAUUACAUAUUUGUAAUAUACCUACGCGUGACAGAAGAAGACUUCUUUGGCAAUUUCAACCUAAAAUUUUAAACCUUGAUGAAUAGUCCCAAUGAUGAAUGACCUAAAAUUCACGCUUCAUUG
Molecule: messenger RNA, 1676 nt
Organism: Eupeodes corollae
Lineage: Eukaryota; Metazoa; Arthropoda; Insecta; Diptera; Syrphidae
Exons: 4
Coding region: 569-1138 (189 amino acids)
Source: RefSeq, a predicted model, not a curated record